Falco peregrinus (peregrine falcon) is the source of this 5039-nucleotide messenger RNA. RefSeq names its product putative threonine dehydratase. Lineage: Eukaryota; Metazoa; Chordata; Aves; Falconiformes; Falconidae. Gene Ontology annotation, molecular function: threonine deaminase activity; L-serine ammonia-lyase activity. Bases 532 to 1848 code for a protein of 438 amino acids. The record is from RefSeq and is a predicted model, not a curated record. The transcript has 12 exons. Gene Ontology annotation, biological process: L-threonine catabolic process; L-serine catabolic process.
CUGCAGACUGUCCCCACCCUCUUCCCUUCUGCGACUGAUCAAAUUCUGCAAAGAAUUCUCCGCUUUGGAUAGACUGUCGCUUCCCACCCAUGCUGUUCUCACUGAGCUGUACGAUCUGGAUAUCUCUGCUUUUCUGCUGCAAGGACGUAUGCCAAGAGAAGACCUGAGCGAAGUAAUCGGUCUCCUCUGUGCUUUAGUCACAAAGACCGGUGUCCCUUGGUGCUGCCUUAGAGGAUCCCUGUGGGUGACCACCACCACAAAGCCAGCAUCCCUUUCCUGCUGCCUCUGCCUCCCGAGUGCACGCGGUGAAACCGCGGGCCCUCCAGCGUGUCUGGAUCAUGCCCCACAGCUAAGCGGGAUGACAAUAAAAUAAAGAAACAAGAUGCCCCAGCACUUUGUGAUCUUCACUGUUGUAAAGAUGGGAAGAUAAGAAAUGGCCUUAUUGGGCAGAAGCCAACCUCUAUCAACCCUGAGAGACUCAAAGAUUUUGUUGAGGAGGAUUACCUGAACGGGGACGUGAAGACCUGGGAAAUGAAGAUAGUGAGCCGUAAUGAGGAGUUACUUAGGGAUGCCCUUUCCCGCAUCCCUCAGUCAAGCAGUAGGAGCAGCCUGUCAAGCUGUAACAAGCUGAUUCGAUUUGAAGAUAUUAGUGCAGCAGCUUUCAAAAUCCAGUGCGGUGUUCAGAAAACCCCUUGCAUGUAUUCUAGGCUAUCCAAGCAGUAUGGAAUGGACAUCUAUCUGAAGAAAGAAUUCCUUCAGUACACAGGAUCUGUGAAGGAACGUGGUGUACUUUACCUUCUGACAUCAUUGCCUCAGGAUCAGCAAAGAAAGGGAGUGAUUGUGGCCUCGGACAGUAACUUUUCCAUGGCUGUUGCUUACCACGCCUCAGAGCUCCGUAUUCCAGUGUUCGUCAUCAUGUCAACCAGCACGUCCCCGGCCAGAGUGAAAAUGUGCCGUGAGUACGGUGCCAUGGUUAUAUCCUAUGGCACUACCGCUAAGGAUUCCCAGAUGCACGCAAGAAGGUUGGCGCAGGAGAAUGGGUACCUCUACCUCGAAGAGGAGGAUAGUGCUGUCUACCUGUCGGGCCUGGGAACCGUGGGGCUGGAGGUGUACGAGCAGGUGCCAAAGCUGGAUGCAGUGAUUUUCCCUGCAGGAGGCCACUGUGGCUUGCUGGCAGGGUCAGCUGCUGCACUCAAACACCUCAACCCACAUAUUUCUGUAAUUGGCGUCGAAUCUGAAAGUUUCCCUGUAUUGCAACAGUCCUUGAAGGCUGGCCACCCUAUUGAAGACCAGGCUUGCAGUAAUCAUCACUUUUAUGGAGAUGUGAGCGGACUCUGCUUUGGCAGCAAUUCUUUGCAGCUGACUGGGAAACUUGUGGAUAAAGUUGUUGCUGUGAGGGAGGAGGACAUCCUCAUUUCAAUGCUGAGAUUGCUGGAGUACGAGCGAGCCACGGUUGAUGCGGAAGGGGCCAUUGGACUUGCAGCGCUGGUUGCGGGGAAGCUGCCUGAGUUGAAGGGUAAAAGAGUGGCAGUUGUUAUAUGCAGCGGAAACUUGGAAUUACAUCUGCUGCAACAGUGCAUAGCUCGUGCCCUGACCCUCGAUAACAGAGUGUGCAGAUUUUCCCUUGUGCUUUCUGACUGCCCAGGAGACAUUUCAAAGCUACUGGAGAUUUUGGCUCGGGAAGAUGCAAGGGUUUUGGAUAUCAAACAAGAACGCACGUUUGCGACGUCUGAGCUCUUCACUACCGAGGUCACCUGCACGGUGGAGACCAGAGACAAGAUCCACACAGCCCAGCUGCGGAACGCGCUUUUGGAACGCUACCCCACAGCUGCCUGGACCGAGCGGUGAUGGGCACGGUGGCCCUGGUCCUCCAACAAGUAUCUUACAGAGCCCUAAUCUUGAAGCAUUCAGAACAAAUAUUAUCUUUCAAAGCUGAACAGUUAGCAAAUAGUUUCAGGAUAUUUAUUUCCUGCUCAAAAAGUAGUGAAUGGCCUUGGGAAUUUAGUUAAACUCAAAAUUUCAGCUUAGCUAAGGGAAACUUUUAGUCUCUGCUGGUGUUGGAAUUCAUUAAUUCAUUAUCGGCUGGUGGUCUGGAUGUUGGCUAGUGCGUAGGAUCCAAUGGUGUUCAAUAAAUGAGCAGGAAGAAGGUGUUUUUCUUUACAUCUGACUAUAGACCUCUCAAAGGUCUUUUGAUUGUGAUCCUGCUAGUUAAAGAUAUGCAGCUUCUUGUGCUGGACUUUGCCAUACUACUAGUAUAGGAAUUUUCCAUUUCCAAGCCAGAAGCAGUUCUCCAUUUGCUAAUGCUUCAGGAGGUAUGUACUUGUGUGUGGGUGUAGGUUUGAACACACUUUUGUUCUGAUCUUUGCUAUCAUGUGAGGAAAAACUAUGCUAAUAAAAUGUGAUUAACAUACAAAACCAAAACAACUUGGAAGAUAAAAGCCAAUAUUGUAUUCUUUUUUUUUUUUUCCUCAAAGGGAAAAUGAUCCUAUUUAUAAAGUAAAGUUCCAGAAUGUUGCAGCAAUAAAAAAAAUAAGGUAUUCUGAGUAUAAUUAGACCUCACAUGCAGAAUACAAUUGUAAUCCUUCUCUCUGCUUUUGGAGACUCAGUACAAAAAGGAGCAUAUAAACUGGCUUGUGUUGCUUUUUAUAAAGGGGUCUCUUCACCCAUGCGAAUUUUGUGAUUAGCAUUCUACUGAUCAUCUUAGUCUGCCUAAAACAGACUCUAUCCACCUCGCCUGACAGAUUAAGUACACUGUUAAGAGUGAAAUACUUUUAAAGACCACAUGUUAAUAGCCAAAGGCAGUGCCGGGAGAAGAGGAAGCCUAAGUCUUAGGCACAUGGCUAAUGCAAUUAACAAAGAACACGUUGACCCAGAUACCAUUUUCAUCACUAUGGGCAGAGAUCCACUAAUCAGGUAACAGAGGGGGAUGGCAAGGAAUGUAAGAGAAAUUCAGGCCCACUGCCGAGUGCGCAUACAACAGUCACUUUUUCGCUUGGGCAAAAUUCAGUUUAAGGCCAGCUGCGACAGAGCUCCUAUAGACCAUUCCACAUGGUUAAAUUUAACCAGGAUUGACCCAAAUUUUUCUUGUAGGUAUUUUAAUGAGAGGUCUUAAUCCUGCCUCUAGCAUAUCGAGUUGAUAAUUAAGUUAUAUUAAAAUAAAUAUGAUGUAGUUAGCAGUGCCCUAGAAAAGCUCAGCUGAACAUCCAGCAAGGUCAGAGUGAGCAUCUCCACGGGCUGCGUGGGAUCAAAUCGUUCCAGUUCCCACAGGCAGAGCUGGGUGAGCUGUCGCUAGGUGUCCAGGAAAACCAGCUUUUACUAUAGCUUUUUCAGGAGAUGCUGCAAUCUCAUAGUGAUGCUCCUUUAUUGUCAUGCUAUGAUUUAUAAAUUGAGCUUCCAUCUUCAGUCCUCCUCUGCAGUUUGGAACGGUCUGCGGGGAUGUUUCCUUCCCUGGUGCUGCAGUAGGACACUUUUGGCUCUAAAGCACCACCAGCAAGUCACAUGUGCGAGAGGAGAUACCCUGGGGCGGGCGAAAGCUGUCCGUAGGCUAGGAAGGGCAUCAUCCAGAGAGUUGGAGCAACCAAAACAGAGGGUUCCUAGGGACUAGAAAGAAUGAACCGCAUAUCCAAUCUUAUGCAGAUCUCACUUUUAUUUUACUUACUACUUAGGGAUAUCCAGCUAUAUCUAUAAAUUAACCUGCACCUGCACCGUGGGACGAAGGCAGCAGCAUUCUGGCUAUCUCUGCAGUACUUUUUUUCUGGGAAACAGUCUGUUCCUUCUUACUGUGUCUCAUGAAGGAGCAGGAGUAGAGAAGAGACUCUCACAUAUGGUGGGCAAAUCAUAAAAGACCACUGACUUGCUGUGGUUUUGGAAGGACCAUGUUGGUUUGCACGUGGAACUGAAAAUUAUUGAUGCCCCAAUGGUUAGUGUCUUUCCCUUCUUGCCAUCCAGAAUGAUGGGUAUAGGGCUUGGUCUCCAGAAUGUGUCCUGUAAAUCACAGCCUGGCAGGCACAGCUCCUUCCUUCGUGGUCAGAAGGGUUUAAGAAAUCUGUAUAGAAAUAGGCGGUGAUAGACCACGUACUGCGCAUGUGCUGCUUCCACUGAAGCAAGCAAUGAACCACAUCAUCAAAGAGCAGAUCUGGGGAUGUAAGAACACUAUGAAUAAGGGUCUAAUUAUUCUCUCGUCUCUUUUGGUAAAACUCUCAGGAAAUUAUGAGGAUGUCUCAGGUAUCUAAUGAGAAGAAAAUGGGACUUUAUAACCAAAGUUCUCAGUAGUGGCCAACAGCUUCUGCUGUCUGAGUCCCUGCUUUAUCAUCCUGCAUGAUCCCAGACUUAAUUUUUUAGAAGCUCAGAGCAUUUACAACUUCUUUUCUGAUCAGUGGGAACUGCAUUUAGCAGAUCUUCACAGAACAGGGGCAAGAGAGGUAGCGGGCGGAGCAAUCAAGAAUCAAUGCACUCAGAAUCACUGUCUGAUUUUGAAAAUGUGUUUUGGGGAGGGAAAAAAGAAAAAGGAAAAUAAAAAGGAAAGUGAUGUCUAGAAGAUACUUAAAAUGUCAAACAGGAUAUACGCUGUUUGGUUUUAUUUUUAUUGUACUAAGUAUAAACAUAAAUUGUAAAUCACUCUUCAGUGGUAAACUCUUUACAUGAGAAUAUAAUGAUACCAGAAUUGAUUUCCAGUCUAUAUUGCUGUUACGCGAGUCUGUUGGCUUUAAAGUUAAAGUUAAAUACUUGCAAGGGGGAAAAAAAUUAUCAAAAUUAAACAUUUAAAUGAAUUUAUGUAAUUGGAAAGAAUACCAAAAUAUCUGUGCUGCUAACGUUUCUGCAUUAUGAAAUGCAAUAGGACUAUGGCAUUUCAAAGGCACAACAAUUUUUAAAUGCUUCACUUAAUGAAGUAUUUUUAUAUAAGGCAUUCUUAUGUACCUUAAAAAAAAAAUCACUUUAAUGAUUAUGUAAAAAUGUCACAAAUUGUUACAUCAGCAAAAUGUAAAUCUAAGCAUUGUAUUUAUUCAAAAUAUAAUUAAAAUUAUGCUAUGCCACCUCAG